Molecule: messenger RNA, 486 nt
Organism: Verticillium alfalfae VaMs.102
Lineage: Eukaryota; Fungi; Ascomycota; Sordariomycetes; Glomerellales; Plectosphaerellaceae
Exons: 1
Coding region: 1-486 (161 amino acids)
Source: RefSeq, a predicted model, not a curated record
AUGUUCGCCAUUUCCGUCAACCCCCUCAUAGAGUGGGCGUCCAACAUACCUGAGGAUAGCCCCUGGAACCUCGCCGUUAUCAUUCCCCUCAUACUUCUGGGCCUCUACUACCUCUUCGGGAGUAUCCACGCCAUCAUGGUCUUCUCCGACUGGUUCGGUCGACGAUUCACAUCCGUCACCGGCGCCGCGACCGACAGUCCGCUGACGCGCGCAAUGUACCUCGGUCUCUGGCUCGACGGCUCCAUCCUCAUGAUCGCCGCUGUCCUCGUCUCGCCGCUCGGGAUCCUCGCCGCCAUGGCCACGGCCCCGUUUGUCGCGUUGGCGUUGGCGGCAAAGAGACUUCUCGGGCGUCGGGUCGCGGCGCGGAGGGGGAACGGCAAGGGGCUCGUCGAGAUGAUGUUUCUGGAUUUGGAAUCGCCGGUGCAGAUGGCAGCUGUGGCUUUCGUGGCCGGGGGGCUCAUACUGGGCCACCUGUGGACGAUAUGA